Messenger RNA from Phoenix dactylifera (date palm), 2596 nucleotides. RefSeq lists its product as uncharacterized. NCBI's taxonomy places the organism in Eukaryota, Viridiplantae, Streptophyta, Magnoliopsida, Arecales, Arecaceae. The record is from RefSeq and is a predicted model, not a curated record.
UGUGUAGAAUUUACUUGAACUGAUAUACAGGUUACUUUAUUGACAACAACUAUCAUUUCCUGUAUUUCAAAUUAUAUAGAAUGUAAAUGCAGUAUGAAAAUUUCAGAACAUUUUAAUUUUGGUAAGAAAGUCGAAAAGUUAUCUUGCAUUAAGCAACGUUGAAAUUUCUGGAACAUUUCAUUCUGUGCCAUAUGGAAAGUCAACUUAAAACCCCAUUUCUCAUUGCAUCAAGGUUGUUCCCCUCAAAAAGGGUAUUGCACCAAGGUUUUGUAGAUUUUAUGUUUAUUUCUCAUGAACUGCUCUAUGAUCGAUUGGCUCAUUGGCAUGCUAGAUCAAUCAAAUCGAUCUCCAGAACUAGAUCAAUUAGAAGACAGGUAUCAAUUUGCCUUAGUAAAAUAAUUUAAAAUUUCUUUUUUAUUUUGGUACAAGGAAUUUAAAGUUUCUAAUAAAAAGAAACAGAACAAGGAAUUAGUAACUCAUAGGUAUAAAAACUGAUUCGGAUUUGAUUACAUAGAAGAUCAUAAAUAACUGAGACAAGUAUUCUCCAGGAUGGGUUGGUUGUCAGAAUAGAGAGAAGAAUCGCUAGAUGAAAUCCAAGGAACUCGUCACAGUAGUUGAGUAGUGGUCGGUUAGAAGUUGCACAGAGAUCGUGCGUUCGGUCCUCCCUUGUGAGCUUGAUCAAUGUUUUGAACUAUUCUUUGUCCACGCUUCUAAAAAUCGAUUUACAUUUAGAAACUGCUUGUUGAACUCUUAUUUGCGGAUCAUGUGCUCAAUUACUUCCUUGCUCGAUGCCAGUGUUCAAUGUGUUCCUCUGUAUGAUUUGAUCGUUCUAUAUUUAUAUUUAUUUGCCACUAUAUGCCACGUGACCAAAUAAAUUUCAGGAUAAAUAAUAUUAUGCCUUUCGUGCAUUUAUAUUUUGAGUCAGAAUGCUUCAUGUGACAACUGAUAUGGGACAUAAAGUUUUCAUAAUUAACUAACUGUAAAAUGAAUAUUAAGUAGUUUAAAUGAUAAACUUAGAAAAUUUUUUAAGCAAAAAAAAAAAAUUUAUUCCCACCCAUAUUUGACACGUUAUAAUUGCGAAAAACCAAAUGAAUUAUUAAAAAAUGAUUCUUAAGAAUCGAAUAUUCUUCGUAUGUCUAUAUAAUUCAUGAACUCCCUCUUGUAUACGUUAAAUUAAUUAAAAUUUUAUAUAAAAAGAUUUGAUAUCAUAGUUCUUCAAGAUAUCUUGCAGAUGAAUCAAACCUGCCAAAUCUCUGGAUCAAAGUUUUUCCUUUUCCAGAAAAAUAAUUAAAGGACCUUGGGCAUAUGAAGCUGGCGCAGUCAAAACCUUGUCAAAGAAGGAGAAGGGCCGGUUUCAAGCAAAAAAAAAAAAAAGGAGAAGGGCCGGUUCUUAAUAAAACUGAAAGGAGAAACGCAGAACCCUAUUGCCGCGUGCGCCUGGCCCGCAGAAAGAAAGAAAUCCAAAGGCUCUCGAAACAAGAGAGAAGCAAGAGAGAGACGGAGAGAUCGAUCCAACUCCUCCUCCUCUCCCCUUCCCUCCCUCCCAGAUGGCAUCCCAACUCCCUCCCUCCCUCCUUCCUGUAAUCGGCCCCGACGGGAUCGCCAGAGAAAAUCCCCUCAUCGCCUACACCGAGAAGCUCAUCGAGGACGAGCAUAUCCAGCUCAAGAGAUAUAUCCAAGAAAAUUAUUCCAAGAUUCAUGAUGUUGAACGUGAAUUGGAGAAUCUUACAUUGGAGUUGAAACUUACAGCAGGGCCAAAGAAAGCAGCACUCGAGCACUUGCGAAAGAAGAUUGAACUACAAAGUGAAAGAAUACAUGUGGCUAAGCUCAAGGAGGACCAAGCGAAGAAGGUGUGGGAAGCUGCAUCUCAAGCUGUUUGGGAUGAGGAGGAAACAAAGAAGAAGAUCUGUGAUGAUCUAAAUCAGCUGGUCCAAGAAAGCACAGCUACUCAACUUACAAGAUUGGAGGAGUUAAAAAGGCGACUUGCAGCUCUUAACCCUAGCAGGAGUUCCUUUGUUGUUUAUGAUGGCAAGUCUGUGCAACAGACUGACAUCAAUGUCACAGCUUCACAACCUGCCCAGCUUCAACUCUCAGAAUCAAGUGGCGACGUGCCUGAAAAUACGCUAACAGGAGGAAACAACAGUGGCCGGUCGGCUUCAGAUGGGCGCAGCCAACGAUCUGUUGAAGUAAGAGAAAAGAAAAGAAUUCCAAAUUUGGGAAGUGGGAAGGGCAGCAUGGUCCUGCCCAAGGGAAGAGGACCUUCAGGCCCUGGCUGGACUGGGGCUGGAUUUGAUGUUGGUAAUGGUACGUGAUGGUAGGGUAAUUUCAGAUUCCCCAUUGCAGCAUCAAACGGGUGUCGGCAGGAUACAACUUGGAAAUUUCUUGAGGCAUCCUUCAUUCUUAUUGUUUUCAGUUAUCACCGUCAUCAUUUUUUUUCUUUUCUCAGCUCAUUUGCUGUUUUCAGUGAAGAUGAUUAGAGAUAUAUUACACAGCAUUCCUGGCAGAUCUUGGACAUUCUUUAACAGCGUAUUGUCCUUCCAUCCUAAUUGAUUCUUCGUGUGUAUAAAGAGAAGGAAAAAAAGGCUUAUCCACGAAA